AUGGAGAAAGUUAAAAAUGAGAUUGAUGAACAAGAAGGGCAAAAUCCAUCCAAGGAUGUUGAAGUGGCAGAUGUGGAAGGAAAUGGAGAAGCAAAGAAAGAGGAUGCGCACCAAAAAGACGUGGUGGUGAUUCAUGAGAAUACAAAGAAUGAAGCUGAAGCAGUAUUGGAAGAGCAGGAAAAUGAAGGUGAAAGAAGCAACGUUUCAUCAUCUCCUGUAGUUGAGAAGAAUUCUUCAUUCGGGGAAGAGGUCAACUUGCUCUCUCAUUUGAAAGUGCCUGAGAAGAAGGCAUGGGCCAAGCUGAAAACGAAGAUUGAGGACGCCAUCCGCGGGAAGAUGGUGGCUCAUGAGAAUUAUCCAAAGAAUGCUGGUGACAUAGUACCGGAGAAGAAAGUUGAAGCUGAAAAAAGAGAUGGUUCACCACCUCCUACAUUUGUGAAGAAUUCUUCCUUCAGGGAAGAGAGCAACUCCCUUUCUGAUUUGAAAGAGUACGAGAAGAAGGCAUUGGCCGAGCUGAGAGCCACGGUUGAGGAAGCGAUUCAUGGGAAUAAUUUGCUCAAGGGAAAGAAAGAGCAAGCGAAUAUUGAAAAACCAUUAGAAGAGAGUGAAAAGAAAGGAGAAACUGAAGAAAAGAAGAAACUCAUAGAAGAAGUGACUAUUGAUGAAGUAGAAAAGGACAUUGCCCUGUGGGGGGUUCAAUUACUGCCUAGUAAAGGAGAUAAUGCCACUGAUGAAAUACUAUUGAAGUUCUUGAGGGCUAGAGAGUUCAAUCCCAAUGAAGCGUUUGAAAUGUUAAGGAAUGCCCUUCAAUGGAGGAAGGAAAACAACAUCGAUUCGAUCUUGAACGAGAAUUUUGAUGCUCAUCUUGAUUCAAUAGGUUACAUGAAUGGCGUGGACCGCCAAGGCCACCCGGUAUGCUACAACAACUUUGGCUUGUUUGGGGAAGAUGAGAUGUAUAACAACAUACUUGGGACUGAAGAGAAGCGAGAGAAGUUUUUGAGGUGGAGGGUUCAACUGAUGGAGAGGGGGAUUCAAAAGAUCGAUUUCAAGCCUGGUGGUCUCUCCUCAUUCCUCCAAAUCAAUAAUCUUAAGGAUACUCCCAGUCCCUUAAAGAAGGAGCUUCGCCUUGCUACAAAUAAAUUGGUUGGGAUCCUCCAGGACAACUAUCCUGAAUUUGUUGCCAAAAACAUAUUCAUCAAUGUCCCUUUUUGGUUUUACGCCUUUACUGUUCUUCUAUCGCCUUUCUUAACCCAAAGAACCAAGAGCAAAUUUGUCUUCGCCCGCCCAGCUAGAGCUGCAGAAACCUUGCUCAAAUACAUUUCUGCGGCGGAAAUUCCGGUCUAUUAUGGUGGGCUUAAGCGGGAAAACGAUUCCGAGUUCUCCACUGAAGAUGCUGUCAUGGAGGUCAUUGCCAAGGCUGGAUCAACAGAAAGUAUUGAGAUUCCUGUAUUAGAGACUGGAACUAGUUUGAUCUGGGACCUGACUGUCUUGGGUUGGGAAGUGAGCUACAAGGAGGAAUUUGUACCCAUCCACGAGGGAUCAUACAGCAUCAUUGUUCAAAGGGAAAGGAAAAUGGGUGGGCGAGAGGGUCCAGUUCGCAACUCUUUCAAGAACAAUGAACCAGGAAAAGUAGUGCUCACCAUUGACAAUGUAUCAUUCAAGAAAAAGCGUGUUCUCUACCGAUACAAGAUCAACAACAACGCCUCAUCUUGAGCUUCUAUCAUACUUGCUCAAGUUAGAACCAGUG
Alnus glutinosa is the source of this 1747-nucleotide messenger RNA. Its product is annotated as patellin-4-like. The record is from RefSeq and is a predicted model, not a curated record. The transcript is spliced from 4 exons. Gene Ontology annotation, molecular function: lipid binding. Lineage: Eukaryota; Viridiplantae; Streptophyta; Magnoliopsida; Fagales; Betulaceae. Bases 1 to 1713 code for a protein of 570 amino acids.